AUUUAUUCACCUCUACCUGUUCUGCAUAUAAAAAUUUGUUUAUUAUCCGGGUUGCGUCGGUGUUAAAAUAAAAACUAGUAUCAGUACGUGCUGAAUACCCGGCUAGUUGCAAUGUCGACCUCCGAUGGGGCCCCGGAAACUAAGAAGCCACGUCCUGAAUGCAGCAGCAACGGCAGCAAGGAUCAAAAUGGAACGGCAGCCGGCGCCGAAGGCGACUCCCGUGAUAAAGUUGCGCUGAUAACAGGCAUAACGGGCCAGGAUGGAUCCUACUUGGCAGAGUUCCUGCUGAAGAAGGAUUACGAGGUGCAUGGCAUUAUCCGGCGGGCCAGCACCUUCAACACCACCCGCAUUGAGCAUCUAUAUGCCGAUCCAAAGGCGCACAAAGGUGGCCGGAUGAAGCUCCACUAUGGCGACAUGACAGACAGCAGCAGUCUGGUGAAGAUCAUCAAUAUGGUGAAGCCUACGGAGAUCUAUAAUUUGGCGGCACAAUCCCAUGUCAAGGUCUCAUUCGAUCUCAGUGAGUACACGGCCGAGGUGGACGCCGUGGGCACGUUGCGCAUUCUGGACGCCAUCCGCACUUGUGGCAUGGAGAAGAACGUAAAGUUCUACCAAGCCUCUACUUCGGAGCUAUAUGGUAAAGUGGUGGAGACGCCUCAGAACGAACAGACGCCCUUCUAUCCCAGGUCGCCAUAUGCCUGCGCCAAGAUGUAUGGCUUUUGGAUCGUCAUCAACUACCGGGAGGCCUAUAACAUGUACGCCUGUAAUGGAAUCCUCUUCAAUCACGAGAGUCCGCGACGUGGCGAGAAUUUUGUGACCAGAAAAAUCACACGUAGCGUGGCUAAAAUUUAUCACAAGCAAAUGGAGUACUUCGAACUGGGUAAUCUGGACUCGAAGCGCGACUGGGGACAUGCCAGCGAUUACGUGGAGGCCAUGUGGAUGAUGUUGCAACGGGACUCUCCUUCCGACUACGUCAUAGCUACGGGUGAAACACACAGUGUGCGCGAGUUCGUGGAAGCCGCGUUCAAGCAUAUCGAUCGAGAGAUCACGUGGAAGGGCAAGGGUGUGGACGAGGUGGGAGUGGAAAGCGGCACGGGUAUUGUGCGCGUCCGCAUAAAUCCAAAGUAUUUUCGGCCGACUGAGGUGGAUCUGCUGCAAGGCGAUGCGUCCAAAGCCAAUCGGGAGCUCAAUUGGACGCCCAAGGUUAGCUUCGUGGAAUUGGUUAGCGACAUGAUGAAAGCUGACAUCGAAUUAAUGAGAAAAAACCCAAUUGCUUAGGGCUCACCAGGCUUCCAGCCCGGACUGGGUUCUUAUAUGGCACAAAGCUCUCUGCCCGCUUGCGGAGCUAUACACUAACCAUAGUCUAAGCGUAAAAAGUGAUCACUGUAGUUGAUUUGUCAAUGUAUUUCUGUAUUCUCGUGGGGAUUUGCAAUCAUUCCUUUUUUCUACUUUGCCGCGUACGUUCACGUUCUGUGUGUGAUUCUACUUGUUUUUAUAUACUUUACCAGAUGUAACGAAUAUUUGGAAUAAACACGUUUUAGUAACAACGUUUUAAUACCUUUAAA
Molecule: messenger RNA, 1562 nt
Organism: Drosophila teissieri
Lineage: Eukaryota; Metazoa; Arthropoda; Insecta; Diptera; Drosophilidae
Gene: Gmd
Product: GDP-mannose 4,6 dehydratase
Exons: 3
Coding region: 112-1275 (387 amino acids)
Biological process (GO): GDP-mannose metabolic process
Molecular function (GO): GDP-mannose 4,6-dehydratase activity
Source: RefSeq, a predicted model, not a curated record